AUGACUCGAGCACAACAAACCAUCUCGAUUGGACUUCUUGUCACUUCUCUCUACCUUGCGCUAUACCUCCAGCUUGUCCCAUUACCGGCUUUGGUCUCGGAAGAGAUUCUACCUGUGCUACCCUUCUGGGCUCUAGUUUCCUUCGGCGCAUACCUACUAUUCAAAUUAGGACUCGGUGUAUUCACAUUCAACGACGUACCAAAAGCACAUGCGGAAUUGAUGGCAGAAAUUGAGCUGGCAAGAGCUGAUUUGAGAACGAAGGGAGUUGAUGUCGAUUAA
This is a messenger RNA of Glarea lozoyensis ATCC 20868, 279 nucleotides long. Its product is annotated as dolichyl-phosphate mannosyltransferase polypeptide 3. NCBI's taxonomy places the organism in Eukaryota, Fungi, Ascomycota, Leotiomycetes, Helotiales, Helotiaceae. The transcript is spliced from 3 exons. Gene Ontology annotation, cellular component: dolichol-phosphate-mannose synthase complex; endoplasmic reticulum membrane. Bases 1 to 279 code for a protein of 92 amino acids. The record is from RefSeq and is a predicted model, not a curated record. Gene Ontology annotation, biological process: GPI anchor biosynthetic process.